This is a messenger RNA of Dufourea novaeangliae, 4672 nucleotides long. RefSeq names its product ALK tyrosine kinase receptor (gene Alk). Gene Ontology annotation, biological process: positive regulation of kinase activity; regulation of neuron differentiation; protein phosphorylation. Gene Ontology annotation, molecular function: protein binding; ATP binding; transmembrane receptor protein tyrosine kinase activity. The transcript is spliced from 24 exons. Gene Ontology annotation, cellular component: membrane; signaling receptor complex. Bases 167 to 4672 code for a protein of 1501 amino acids. Lineage: Eukaryota; Metazoa; Arthropoda; Insecta; Hymenoptera; Halictidae. The record is from RefSeq and is a predicted model, not a curated record.
UUCGGUACCUGAACGACGUUACCGAUCACGCGAUCCAUUCCAGGAACGAUCUAAAACGAUCGACGCCCGGCCUAGGCACGGCGAACGUCGCGUGAAAUGCUGUGCGUGUGACGACCUUUUUCCUUCCAGGAUAUAUCGAGCGGCUAUACGAGGAAACCACGGAGUAAUGAUCAGAGCUACGCGGUCUGGGCUGUUGACCGCGAAUACGAGACAGGCGAGUCGCCCUGGGCACCAGUCCCGGCUCGGCGGUUUCUACCUGACCGGUAAUCUACUGCUGCGAGUUCUGCUCAGCCUUUGCUACAUCACCGGCACCUGUUCCGGCUGGAGGGACAGAAUGCCGCGCGGCACCAAGGAGCUACAGUCAGCGCUCGGCCGACCGUCCCAGCUCGGCUACUGCGAUCUGGAGAAGUCCUGCGAUUGGCUGUGGAAUCAGACGUUGGGAUUGAAGCGUGUCACACCGGCGCGUAGUAGAUUCGGCCCGAGAACGGACGCCAGCCACUUGGAGUAUGGUCACUUUUUGUGGUACACCGGCGGUGGUAACCUUCAAAUGUGGUCCACCACGAUUCCACGUACUGGCUCGCGUUGUAUGUUGGAAUUAGCGUUGUAUCAGGUCGAGAUGAGGGACGGUCUUAUCAAUUUGGUCAUAAUCACAAACAACACAAGCUCAAUUGCCGCGGAGAAGCCAGGAAAUAAUCAUGCAAGAUGGGAAAUGACACGGUUCAAUUUAGGCGCAAUCAGUCAGCCGCAUCAACUGUUGCUGGAAAUUUCGGUACCUUAUCCGAACUCCAGCAUUGCUGUUGAUAACAUUCGUUUGGUCGACUGUUUCCCUGAAUUAGCACCGGUAGGGACGAGCUGCACGAAAGACAUGUUCCGUUGUAACAAUGGUUCGUGUUUAAACAGAACACGGGUCUGCGAUCUAACAAAAGACUGCGCCAAUGGCGAAGACGAGAGUCUCGACUGCGACAAAAUACCGGAGAACGCCAGAUGUAAUUUCGAACGCGAUUGGUGUGGCUGGAGGAACGUACCUGAGAGACCUUUAAAUUGGACCCUUCAUCGUGGACCGACACCAUCCGACAAGACUGGACCUAGUUACGAUCAUACGUAUCGUAAUGCGUCCGGGACGUACGCCUACGUGGAUGUGUCUAAACAAGUCAAAUUGGGCAGUCGUGGUACCAUUGAGAGUCCUUUAUACAAUCCGACGCCUCCUUACAGUAGCGACGCAAACAGUCGUUAUUAUCGGUCGUGUCAAGUACGAUUCUUUUACCAUCAAUAUGGCACGCACAGUGGUUCCCUUGCACUUUAUUUGGUCCAAGUGAAACCGCAUCAGAACCAUUCCGAAACACUUUGGUGGUCCUACGGUGACAGGGGAGAUGUUUGGUACAAUAACGCCAUCGCUUUACCCGAGAUAAAAUACAGAUAUUUCCUGCAAUUCGAAGUGAGCAGAGGCUUGUCAUCAACGGGUGACGUAGCAAUCGACGAUUUUUCUUUAAGUCCAGAAUGUUUUGGCAUUGGAGUUCCUCCGGAAGUCGUCGGAGAUUUCAAUUAUUACAACCCUGUUAUUGACUCGGAAAGAAUUCCUGAUCAACAUGCUGAUUUUAUAAACGAAACUGUUAUUCGAAUCACAACUUGCGGAGCGACAGGCAGAACUGGUCCCACGGUUGAACAAUGCGCCGCGGAAUAUAAUAGGACAGACAUAGAGUUAAUUGUACCACCAGCACCGCUGCAAGAUGCUUCCUUCUAUUUAAAUGGUGUUCAACGAUGGACGGCGCCACGAGGCGGAUAUUACACUUUGAUCGGAGUGGGCGCAAGUGGAGGAAAAGGAUCCAGUGGAAUGGGUAGCACACUGGGUGCCCUUGUUCGUGGUGUAAUCGAACUUGAAAAGGGCGAACAAUUGUAUUUCAUGGUGGGACAGCCGGGAACAGACGCUUGUCCUAAAAACUUGGGUCUGAGAACAGAUAGGUGUCAAAGUGUUGGUCAAACGACUGGAUCAGGCCUUUCGGGAAUAACUUCCAUAGUGCGUGAAGUGAAGAAGAUGAAGAUUAGAGAUGGCGGAGGGGGUGGUGGUGGAGCAACGUAUAUCUUCAAGCUAAAAACCAGUGGAGAACAAUACCCGAUUCUUAUUGCUGGUGGUGGAGGCGGUAUCGGGUUGGGACAAUUUGUCGAUAAUGGCCUUCAGCAUGGUCGAGGACCUGCGCCCUUUGGCAAACAACCGAUUCCCAGUCCAGUUCUCUCACCGGAAGUCGGCGGCCCAGGAGCUGGGUGGAAUGGAUCGUGGAGUGGCGACUGGGUUCAACGUACCUCGGCUGGCACAGCUCUGGCUCGGGGUGGCGUCGGAGGGAUUGGUUGCGGUCCUGGGAAUCACAGCCACGGCAACGGAGGAUUCGGUGGCGGAGGCGGUGGAUGUUUAACGGGAGGCGGUGGUGGUGGUUACAUAGGUGGCGACACGGGCCAUAAGGAAUCCGGAAAUGGCGAAGGUGGUUACUCGUACGCGAGUCGCGAGCUUAUGCACGUUCACUUCCGGCCAGCAGUAAACCACGAACCCGGCGAAGUCUACAUUAUUCCCGCUAUCAGCGGCUGCGGCUGUGAUUUCCGUUGUGUCGCUCUCGAUCAGUAUCUCAGCGAGACAAAGUGUCUCUGUCCACCUGGAUGGUUACUGAGCAACGACUCGAGAUCCUGUGUCAUGGCGGAUGAUUCGAAGGUUACGCAUCAGACGUUCAUGAUUCUGUUGAUAACUGUGAGCAUCGUCCUGCUGUUGGCUUUCACCGCCCUCUGUCUGCUGUUUUACAAUCGUUACCAGAGUCGAAAGGAGCUUCUACGUCGGCGACAAGUUAUGUUCGGGAAUGGUACCGAGUUGACGUCGCUGCGCGCCGUCACUGACACCAUGAUGACCGAGUUCAAUCCGAAUUACGAAUUCGCCGGGAAUCUCUAUAGCUUUAAGGACCUACCGCAGAUACCCCGCGAAUAUAUUACCUUAGUAAAACCUCUGGGCCAAGGAGCUUUCGGCCAAGUGUUCCAAGGAGUUUACAAAUACAGACGGAACGAGGAACACCCUGUCGCUGUAAAGACGAUACCAUCUUCUUCGAGGCCUCAAACAGAGGCCGAUUUCAUGAUGGAAGCUCUAAUUAUGAGCAAAUUCAAUCAUCCGAAUAUCGUUCACUUCAUCGGCGUCUCCUUCGAUCAGAACCCGAAAUAUAUUAUUUUGGAGCUGCUUGCCGGUGGGAACCUGAAAAAUUUCCUCCGCGAGGAAAGACCACGCGCGGAUCGGUCUACGUCGUUGACGAUGCUGGAUCUGAUAAUGUGCGGCUUCGACGUCGCGAACGGUUGCAAAUACAUGGAGGACGCACGUUUCAUUCAUCGCGACAUCGCCGCGCGUAACUGUUUGCUCACGUGCAAGGGGCCUGGCAGGGUUGUGAAAAUCGCGGAUUUCGGGAUGGCCAAGGAUAUUUACAGAAGCGAUUAUUACAGGAAAGGGGGCAAGGCAAUGCUGCCUAUAAAAUGGAUGCCGCCGGAAAGUUUCUUGGACGGAAUAUUCACGACGAAGACCGAUGUUUGGGCGUUUGGCGUUUUAUUGUGGGAAAUCAUGUCUUUCGGCUACAUACCGUACACAGGGUGUACCAAUAGAGAAACCAUGGCGAUGGUAACAUCGGGUGGUCGAUUGGAAAAGCCAGCUGGAUGUCCCGAUCCUAUUUACGGGAUAAUGACGCGAUGUUGGCAUCCACGACCCGACGAUAGGCCUAGCUUCGCGACCAUUGUCGAGAGAAUUGGUUACUGUUUACAGGAUCCCGACGUGAUAAAUCAUCCAACGCCUAAUUUUGAUAUUUUGCCAAUUUGCGAUCGCGAGACAACGAUCAUGAGACCGGACCCGGAAGCAGAGUGUAUCAAUGUACAAUCUGAAUUGGACGCAUGCGGCUACAUGCAGCCUCGAAUCAUUGAUCCUCGAUCAGCGAGCCAGCGUAUGGCUCAAGCAACCGCUGUUAACGUUUCGUUCAAUCUUAGAAAUGAACAUUCGAACGAAAGAGCAUUUAUACCACCGACGGAUCUUCAAGGACGAGUUCUUUCCAAUCCAUACGGCUCCAGUACAGGUGUAUCUGACCAAACAUACGGCAAGAACAUGAGUCGUGAUAAUUUCGAUGAGAACGAUGAUACAGAGAGCAAACACAAGGCUGACAGCGGGAAUAAUCGUGACGAGAAAAGUGUACAUCGAACUUCAACGGACAUCGAAAAUAACGGUAAGUUAGGAUACACGGAUAAUGGCAACGAUCGUCCAAUGGAGACCGAAAGCCAUCAAAGCAGCACGAUCGACAUCACCGAGGCGGACAGACGAAACGGCAAUGAGAGCCAAACCACAACCGACACGAAUUCCGAUUCGUUGAUCGUCGCCUCGUCGGACACGCUGCCCGACACGACGAACACGUCGCCUAACACACGUACCUGUUCCCCGAGCCACGUCGGCCUAAACACAACCCCGACGAACGUGAACGGGAUGCUGAAGAAAAACGCCCUGAAGGCUGCCCUCAGUCUUGACCCGAGCACAUUGUGUCGCGGCACGAUACCGUACGAGAAGAUCGCGUUCACACCACCACCGCAACGAUCAAGCACACCUGGAAGUAUAGAGAUCAAAAAGGAUCCUCUGGUCCGUCAGCUACCUAGAGAAGAGGAAUGCUCCUGCUGA